AUGUUUGUAUUUUUAGAGCAGCGCUUCCGACAGAUGUUGGCCUUUACAAUAUUAUUUGGAAUAUUAUUUACAUACGUCAUGAUAAGAUCAAAGAUCGAGAAAGAGAAAUAUGAGUUUCCUAAACACCUUCACAAAUAUAGAGCCCGGCAUAAACUCAAGAAAGAAACUGUUCCUAUCGAUAUUGAAAAACUUAAAUUUAAAUUGGAACAGUCAAAUUUAAGACCAAAUAUUAGUAACUUGAAUAAAUUCAAAACAACAGUGUCAAACUCUCCAAUCUUCCUCAUCCAGGUACACAAAGAUAUCCACAAGCUCCAAUAUCUUAUUAUGUCACUCUCGCAGGUAAAUGGAAUAGCGUCCAGCAUGCUCAUAUUCUCUCACAGCUUUUACAGUGAAUCAAUCAACCAACUUGUUCUAAGUAUCGAUUUCUGUCAAGUUGUACAAAUAUUUUAUCCUCAUUCCCUUCAACUCAAUCCUUCUAAAUUCCCUGGCGUGGACCCCGACGACUGCUCCGAGAAAGAAAAGAAACGAAACCCAAACUGCCAGGUACGAAAUGCAAAAUUGACUGAACACAAGCAGCACUGGUGGUGGAAAGCUAACUACGUGUUCGAACGUAUGGCUUGGCUACAUUUAUAUAAAUCACCCAUAAUUUUCCUGGAAGAGCACAGUUACGUUGCUCCAAGUUUGCUUCUGAUAUAUCAAUAUGCAGUGAAGGCGUUCAGCUAUUACCCUCACACUGAAAUCCUUUCUUUCGGAAGACCGUUGAUGAGAAAUGUUGAUAUGGAUCUGUUGACUAUAGAGCCUUGGCGACCGCCGUUCGAUGUAGGCUUGGCUUUUAAUAAGACGACGUGGAGAAGAAUGGUCUCGUACUCAGCUCAGUACUGUAUGUAUGAUGACAGCAGCUGGAGUUAUUCUUUGUUGAACUUGUUCCGAAUGUUCCCCAAGAGUCACGUGAGCAUGGUGGGGUGUGUGACGCCUAGAGUGUUAAGUACUCGACACUUUAAAAACAUUGAAGAAAGUUUUAAAAGAUACACCAAAAUGUUUGAUACUUUAGACGUCUACCCUAAGAAAGUCAAAACUGUGUUUCUCUUCGGUACUGACGGGAUUGUUGAAAAUGUAUACAAGGAACCUCCUUCUGGUAACGGCGGCUGGAGUGAUUUGAGAGAUCAAGUAUUAUGUCUGGACCCGCUCGUGAGCACGACCACUGUGGAACCACGAUACUAUGACAAGUAA
Danaus chrysippus (African queen) is the source of this 1230-nucleotide messenger RNA. Lineage: Eukaryota; Metazoa; Arthropoda; Insecta; Lepidoptera; Nymphalidae. The record is from the annotation of a GenBank genome assembly.